CGGAACUUCGGUUUUGUGUCCGCCAUAGUAGAAAAUGGCGUCCGCGUUGAAAUUAAUGUGAAUCGAAGUUAAGUAGAAUCAGCGGCUGUACAGUGAUUUUAGCCCAAAAGUAUUGAACAAAACGUGAAUGGAUUGUAGUAAUUGCGAUGUAAAUAUGCAGAAUGUACCGCAAGAUAAGGGCGCCGACGAUUCGAGAUUAGAAAGAGUGAAUGUGCAGCACGAUUUAGGGAACAUUUUGUCUACUCCCCAAUCGACAAACUCGACACCGACGAAAUCUGAAACGGAAACUUAUUCGGAAAAUCCCAGAUUCAUGUCGGAGACAUCGGAAAGUGAAGAGGAUUCUGUCUCUGAGGUAGAGUCGUUAAUGGUAGAGCAGGAAUUUGAAGACGAGACGCAAGAAGGAGGUCCGAAAUUCUUGCUUGCGACUGAUACAGAGCGGAACGUUGAUCCAGAAACCCAAGCCCGCCUUGAAGCUUUGCUUCAAGCUGCAGGUAUUAGUAUAGCCGAAGGUAUAGGACAGCUGGCGGCGAAGGACGGCAAAGCUCUUGGCGAUCCUGAGGUCCUCCGCCGUUUAACAUCGAGCGUCUCUUGUGCUUUGGAUGAAGCUGCAGCCGCUCUCACCCGAAUGCGUAGCGAUAACGCCGUUGCUGUAGCUUCAUCUACCCAAGGAUUAUCACCUACAGUUUCUCCCCGACCGGCCACUCAAGGAGGAGGCGCUGCCAUCCAAGCACCAGAAAGAACAUCUCUUGUGGAAGCUUGUACUGAUGGAGAUGUGGGUACAGUUAAAAAGCUGUUAACGGAAGGUCGGUCAGUACAUGAGACCAGUGAAGAAGGCGAAAGCUUACUAAGCCUAGCUUGUAGUGCUGGCUAUUUUGAACUUGCACAGGUUUUGUUAGCGAUGCAUGCAAAUGUAGAAGAUCGUGGUAUUAAAGGAGAAUGCACUCCUUUGAUGGAAGCUGCGUCUGCUGGCCAUUUGGAAAUCGUUCGUUUGCUUAUUCACCAUCAGGCUGAUGUUAAUGCACAGUCCACGUCAGGCAAUACCCCGUUGAUGUACGCUUGUGCAGGAGGACACACAGAGGCGGUCAAAUACCUUCUGGAUCAUGGAGCCAAUGUAGAAGAUCACAAUGAGAAUGGUCACACGCCUCUUAUGGAAGCAGCUAGUGCCGGCCAUGUAGGCUUAGCAAAGAUCUUGCUGAUGAAUGGUGCUGGAAUUAACACCCAUUCUAACGAAUUCAAAGAGUCAGCUCUAACCCUUGCCUGUUAUAAAGGUCAUCUGGAUAUGGUUAGAUUCCUUUUAGAGGCGGGUGCCGAUCAGGAGCACAAGACGGAUGAAAUGCACACGGCACUGAUGGAAGCUUCCAUGGAUGGUCAUGUAGAAGUGGCUCGUUUGCUUUUGGAUUCUGGAGCUCAAGUCAAUAUGCCAACUGACAGUUUUGAGUCUCCACUAACAUUAGCCGCUUGUGGUGGGCAUGUGGACUUGGCCAUGUUGUUAAUUGAACGUGGCGCCAAUAUUGAAGAAGUGAACGAUGAAGGUUAUACUCCAUUGAUGGAAGCAGCUCGUGAAGGGCACGAAGAGAUGGUUCAUCUACUCCUUGGUCAAGGCGCUAACAUAAACGCCCAAACUGACGAAACGCAGGAAACUGCCUUAACAUUAGCUUGUUGCGGCGGUUUUACAGAGGUUUCAGAUAUUCUCUUAAAAGGGGGAGCUGAUAUCGAGCUAGGAGCAUCCACCCCACUGAUGGAAUCAUCUCAAGAAGGCCAUUUGGAGCUUGUGCGAUUCUUAUUGGAGUAUGGCGCAAACGUGAACGCUGUUACCCAGACGAACGACACUGCCUUAACUUAUGCUUGUGAAAAUGGCCAUACUGAUGUAGCCGAACUUCUAAUACAGUAUGGAGCUGAUAUCGAACAUGAGUCGGAAGGCGGACGAACACCAUUAAUGAAGGCAUGUAGGGCUGGUCACCUUUGCACGGUUAAAUUUUUGAUCGACAAAGGAGCAAAUCCGCGAAAGCAGACCACGAACAACGAUCAUACACCUUUAUCGUUGGCAUGUGCUGGUGGCCAUCUACCAGUUGUUCAGCUCUUGCUGGAGAAUAACGCCGAUCCAAAUCAUAAACUGAAGGACAAUUCAACUAUGUUAAUUGAGGCAUCCAAAGGCGGCCACGCUAACGUUGUUCAACUGUUGCUCGAUUAUCCUCAUUCUGUUAUGCUGAACCAACAACAGCAGGUCGCAACUACUGCUGCCACAAAUCUUGCAAUGUUGCCUGGACAAGUAGGCGGCAUGAGACAGGCGCCUGGCUCUUCUAACAUGACAAUGGCCUCUGGAGGAUCGUUUUUUCAGCCACCCUCAGUUCUGCAAGAAGUUCCUGAGGCUGUCCGCAUAAUUCAACAAGUGGAUUUGGAGUCAGCCUCUUCAAUUGAAUUCAAUUCCAAGCAACCAAGGCAGCAAACGGCUCCGCCUCAACAACUGAAAUGUAGGAAACAAUUGGCGAAAAGUCGAUCAACUGGAGCCAUGUUUGACGGCACGUUAACAUCCGCAGAAGCGCAACAGGUUCGAACACCUCCCUUAAUUGACUUCGAAGAUGAAGCAACAGCCGCAAUGGACUUUCUGAGUAAAGAAGAUCCCAAUAGUAGCACCAUAAUUGAUUACAUUAAAAACCGAAAACCGUUCGAUCCUGAAGGGAAUACGCAAAAACAACAAAUCCUGGAGGAACUACAUCGGGUCGAACGCGAGUUGCAUGGGAAACAGCAGCAGCAGGCUCAGCAGGUCGCAGCGGCGGCUGCUGCUGCCGCUGCCGCGUCUAGCCAUGUCUUUCAAUAUCAGAUUCCGCAAGAACAAUGUCUGGCACAGCAAGGAGGUGCGUCUCAACAAACAUCACUCACCCCCGUGAUGAAUUUCGAUCUUGCCAUGUCACAGCAAAAACCAGGUCUCGGUUACAGCACCGUAGGAUCUACACAACAGGCCCAGCUACCGUUCUACUCAGGAAUGAGUAACACGCUCUCGGCAUCUCAAUCUUCUCAAUUUGUUACGCCUACAAGUCAAACUCAGGGACAGCAGCCCGGAGCGCCCGCAUUUUAUUUUACCCCAAUAGCUACUAGUGUUCCGCCAUUGGCUGUAUCGGUAGCCGCCAGUGGCACAUCGAUGGCAAACGGAGGCAUAGUUUCCGCUCCAACGGCUCCUGGAUUGGGCACUCUGGUGCCCGCAUCAGCUCUAACUGCCCAACCAAUUAAGUUCCAAAGUGUCGCCGAUGUUAGUCAGAAUACUGCUAUUAAUGAUCGUCCGAAAGCAAAGCCAAUUAAGAAGGAGGGAAAGAACAUACGAAAGCAGCAAUUGGCGCAACAGCAAGCCCAGCAGCAACAAUGCAUGCAGCAAACAUUACAGAAUGGGGCGAACCAAUCUACGCAACAAACCAGUGUAGCACCACCAAAAACCUUCAAUAUAUUCGCUGAUCAACAGGUGUCGAUGUUUCGACAACUGCAGAUGCCUCAACCCCCCCAGCAACAACAAAGGCCUGGGCAAACUCCACAACCCCCGAUGCAAUUUCAAAAGGCUGAUGGUAGUGUCUCUUCCGACCUGCUUAAUGUUCCCGAUUUAGACGUGACAUUUUUAAAAGAUGAGCAACAAGAAAGUAUUCUAACUGCAUCCAUUCUUCAACAAUUCCAUAAUGCGUCCUUAACAUCAAUACCAUUUGUUAGAGCUGCGACUGUGGGUUCUCCUCAAAAAACUCGCCUCGAGGUUUACGAUGCCACGCAGCAGGACCCGACUUUAUCUACGAAGGUUACCAAAUUGGACUUGGCCGAAAAGGACUUCGUCGACGACGUUGUUCAAACUCUGGAAGUUACACCUUAUCCCGGUACUUUGGACGAGUCUAUGAUAGCCUCUCUUGCUGCAGCUCAACAGGCGGACAUUCAGUUAGCGGCAGCAGCUGCUGCUGCAGCAUCAGGAAAUACAGCUGAUCAUUCGAGAGUGGAAUAUUUUGCUGUACCAACUGGCAGUGGAACAUCCGGGCCCACAGGUCAAGUCCCCGUGCAUGCGCUUUACCCUUACGACCACUAUUUGCAAGGGUUUCAAGCCGGUUAUAGUUUAAAACAGCAGCAGCUAGACUCGCUAACAGGCGCUGUGGCUCAACCUCUUAGCGGUCAACAACAGAACUAUGUCUCCUCUAACUCUCAGUCAUGUGUUCCGUUACCUCAACAAGCUCAGCAAAUGGCUCAAUGUGGAAUCGUUACUCAAGGUAGUCACAUAGCUCAGCCGUGCGCUCAACAUCAACAACCAACCAUCGGUGGUCAGCAACAACAGCAAAUUGUAACGCAGCAACAGCAAUUAAAUGCAAAUCAGGUACAGGCUGCCACGCAAACCCAAUCACAGAUUGGUCCUGAUGGAAAGAAACUGCAAAAAAUCGAUAUAAAAUCCGAUAUAAAGCUAAAGAAGGGCCGAGUACUCCGUCAUCUAAACCCGUCUCAAAAUGCUUUUAUGAAUGAACAGAACUAUCAGAUCGACCACAAUUCAGCAAUCACACAGUACAGUGGUGCAGCAGCCGCUGCAGCUAAUCAGCAGCCGGUACGUCAAUGCACCGGUGCCAGUUCGCUGCAAUCGUCACCAUCAAUGGAUGUCGACUCAGAAACAGAGAGCAAUCACGACACCGCUCUAACAUUAGCUUGCGCUGGAGGGCAUGAGGAACUGGUUGAAUUGUUGAUUAGUCGAGGGGCCGAUAUUGAACACCGUGAUAAAAAAGGGUUUACGCCUCUUAUUUUGGCCGCUACGGCUGGUCAUGAGAAAGUAGUUGAAAUCCUUUUGAAUCACAAUGCCGAUAUUGAGGCCCAAUCCGAACGUACCAAAGACACUCCGUUGAGUCUUGCGUGCAGUGGUGGCAGAUACGAAGUUGUUGAGUUGCUGCUCACUCGAAAUGCCAACAAAGAGCAUCGAAAUGUUUCUGACUACACACCAUUGAGUUUAGCAGCAUCCGGCGGCUAUGUUAACAUCAUUAAACUGUUGUUAAGUCAUGGUGCAGAAAUUAAUUCGAGAACGGGAUCUAAGCUUGGAAUUUCACCUUUGAUGUUAGCGGCAAUGAAUGGUCAUGGAGCUGCCGUUAAGCUACUUCUUGAAAUGGGCAGUGACAUUAAUGCCCAAAUUGAAACCAAUCGAAACACUGCUCUUACUCUAGCUUGCUUCCAAGGGCGUCAUGAGGUUGUCGCCUUGCUUCUGGACCGAAAGGCAAAUGUAGAACAUCGAGCGAAGACCGGAUUGACCCCACUUAUGGAAGCAGCUUCAGGAGGAUAUGUGGAAGUAGGGCGGGUUCUUUUAGAUAAAGGGGCUGAUGUCAAUGCAUCUCCUGUUCCUUCCUCCCGAGACACGGCUUUAACUAUUGCUGCUGAUAAGGGUCACGUAAAGUUCGUCGAACUAUUGUUAGAUAGAGGCGCCCAAGUAGAAGUCAAGAACAAGAAAGGAAACUCCCCUCUUUGGUUGGCUGCCAACGGUGGCCACUUGCCUGUUAUCGAAAUGCUUUACGCGCAUAAUGCUGAUAUCGAUUCGCAAGAUAAUCGUAAAGUGUCGUGUUUAAUGGCUGCUUUUCGUAAAGGUCAUGUGCGUGUAGCCAAGUGGAUGGUACAGCAUGUGACUCAAUUUCCCAGUGACCAGGAAAUGAUGAGAUUUAUAGCCACGUCGAGUGAUAAAGAGCUGCUUGACAAAUGCGACGACUGCGUCAAAAUAAUCCGAGCAGCGAAAGAGACUCAAGCUGCAAGGGCGAACGAAAACGCAUCUAAUCUUCUCGAAGAACUUGAGUCAGAAAGAACUAAAGAAGAAUCGAAGAGGGUGCAGGCAGCCAAACGUCGCGAGAGAAAGAAGAAGAAGCGUCUCGAAAAGAAAGAGCAGCAGAAGAAAUUAUUGGAAGAAAAUCAGAAAAAUGAGAGCUAUGAUGACGUGAAAAAGGAGAGUAAGGGAGAUGUAGAUGACGCAGCUUCGGAUGUUGCGCAUACAAACAACAACGACAAAGAGGAGGGCGAUAGCGGAAUUGAUGCUAACAGUCAAGGCAGUUGUUCCAGCAAUGAUAUUAAGGAGAAGUCUCCAAAGGAAAAGCGCAAAAAUAAGAAGAACAAGAAAGGAAAAGAAUUGGUCAGCAAGCAAGACGACUUAUCCUUGAAGCCGAAAGCUAGUACUAGCAAAGAUGUUCAGGCAAAGUCUGAGGUUAAAGAUAAAGAAAACAAGGAACCCAAGGCUUCAAUUAAGGUAUCCAUCAGAAAGUCACAUUGCGGCAUGACGAUAGAAAAAUCUCCGAAAUCGAUGACUUUCGAUACAGCACCUACCAAGUCUCCAGCAGAUCGAGAUGACUUCGAGGCAACUGGCAACGAAACUUAUGUGGCUCCACCUAAAACUAAGAAGUCCAGUGAGGACAACCACAACUAUUCGCACAGCGUUAAAAAUACCAACAUAAGCCCGAAGCAGUCGACAAAACGAGAGGAAGGAUGGAAAGAGGUAGUUCGCAAGUCGUCGGUGCAGACUGUUUCAGAGAGUGGAGUGAAGAAAGUGUCUGUACCAUUAAAUGCUAUAUCUCGAGUAAUUGGUAGAGGUGGGAGCAACAUUAACGCAAUUAGACAGCACACCAAUGCCUUGAUUGAAGUAGAGAAACAGAGUAAAGGUCAGGGAGAGCGGAUAAUUACUAUUAAGGGGACACCAGAAAUAACCAAGCAAGCGCAUAACUUGAUAGCGACGUUAAUCAAAGAUCCAGAAGUCGACAUUAUGUCGAUAUUGCCAAAAACAUCUAAGGCAGUAAACACCACAACGACUUUAUGGGAUAAAACUCAAAUUGCAACUAAAAAGAAUGCUGGAAAGUUAGUCAUGUCCAGUCAGUCUACACUGCAACAGCUCCAUGUUAAGUUGACAUCAAGCAGUGCUAACACGACGCAGCAGUCCACCUCUAGGUAUUCCACUGCAUCGAUGAAAUACCGGCAAUCGGCUCCCGCAUCUAGUAAUGCCAGAGCUGCAGCGCCAAGAAUGAUGAACCAUUCGGAAAAAGCGCAGCAGUCCAUGUCAGCGAAUCCUGUUCGAAUGCCAACAUCAACAGCGACGUAUAGUAGCAGAUCAGCAACUGCGAAAACCAUCACCACUAGUGCAAGUCAAACUUUUGCAGAAAAGCUGACUGAAAAUGUGAGUUCAACUACAACGUCGAAUGUUGGUGUCAGUGCAGCUGCUUCCAAUGUGGUAGCGGCGAAGCCUCGAACGGCUGUAAACAUGCCAAGUGUAGCUGGGCCAGCUUCAUCUCAAACUUGCACACCGACUUCAAUAAGUAACGUGCAUAAUUCACCAAGCAAGAACGCCCCUAGACCGGCACCUACUGGUUCAGCGCCACCAUCGAUGCAGCAUUUCCAACCGCCUGCGAGCAAGAGCCAAUCGCAGCUGAUUUUUGGCAAUGUAAUUCAAUCCAAUCAUAAUAUGACGCCUGCCACUGCUAUCAGUGAAGUCGCUCCGACUGCUAGCGUUGUCACUACCGCGUCUAAUAUACCAGCUGCCGUUCAACCUCCCCAGCAGAAGCAAACGCAAGACGAAAUUUUGCAUCCACCAGUUGGACCAACAUCACAAUAUACUUUAUUCUGCCCAGUGGAGUAUUUUUGGUCAAUGGGAGAUGAACAUAAAAAAAAUUUCGCUUCAGCUGCGGGUGGUGGGAACAGUCAAUCUACAGCUCAACAGCAUAAGUUCAUCGAUCAAGAACCACCACCUCAAGUGGAUAUCACUAAAGCACCUGGAUAUCGUGGAGCAGCAGUCUGCUCACCUGUUUCCUCAAAAACUAGUAGCAAUAGUACUACUCCUCCCAAUCUAUCAGGUGCGAACUCAUUCCCGAUCUAUCAAGAAGCAACAAAGCCGCAGAACACUCUGCCGCCAAUCGGUUCUAGACCGCACAACACCCAACAAGAGUUCAGCCCAUUUAUGGAUUAUAGCAAGCCGCCGAGCACACUCCCAUUGUUAAGUUUAGGUAACGAGGGUGUCAAGCUGUUACAGAACAUCAACACGAUGCCACUGAACUUUUCACAAGCACAGCCCCAAGUCAAUAUGCAACAGCCCAGCGGUAUCAAUCAGCGUUCCACUCUCAGCAAUUUAAAUCCGGGCGCAUUGGAGUAUCCUGGCGGGUACAAUUCCAUACCCAAUAAGAACGUGGUUCCACCUCUAUACAAUGGGUACCCGAUGAACAUGCCGAACAAUAUGUUUGCCAAUAAAGGAAACAUGGAGAUUGGUAAUAUGGGCUACAAUCGAGGCGGGGUGCUCGGAAAUGACACGUCCGGUGUUUCAUGGAUGGGCGUACCUCAGCCGACGUUCUCCCAACAGCAGAAUGACAUCAUGAUGCAAGAUCUAGCCGGAAUGACGUUGAAAAACAUUCACGCCAAAGCAUAUAGUGGAGAAACUAGAGAAACCAGUUCAGGAGGUCUGUCCGGAAUUGUUACAAAUUCGCCCCACAUGUCGCCAAAUAUAUCAGUAGCGCCGCACCAAGCCGGUUUACAUUCAGAUGUUGGGCGAUAUGCCGAGGAGAGGAAGCCUCAACCCAUUGGUACCGAACGGGCUCGGAAGGGUUACAUCCACCAGCUGGAUCCAAACUGGUCAGUUAUGGAUAAUCAAGCCAAGUGGGCCGGCAAUAGUUUGGAGUACGGAAUGCGACAACCGCCGAUGUAUUCCGAGGAGCCGCCAAUGGACUUUGUGCAGAGGCCUGGUCACAUGGACAACUUCAUGGGGCCGCCUUUUUUCAACAACCGCCAACCUCCAGUCUCAAACUUUGGGGAGUUUAUUCCUGACGUAAACAAGUUGGAUCUGCCGUGGGAUAAUACCCGUCCGAUGUCUGAUGUGCCAGACAAACUGAGUUGGUCUAACCAAUGGAACAAGUAAACCCAGCCAAUGUAAUACGAACUGCAAAAACUAUAAGCGUCGUUUUUUAAAAUAAGUCCAAAAAUACUGAAUUUAGAUUAACUUUGUAAUUUUUGGAGUACAGCAUUUUACAGUAGACAAAAAACUAGAACUAUAGUUAACAUAAUUUCGUCAUUUUCAUUUUGGUUUGAGGUGAUGCUAAGGCUCCCGUAUACUUCCUCAACUCUCCGGUAUUCAACACUCUGGGCAUGUGUCUCGAGUUCAAAGGACACUAUAGUGCUUUUGCCUGUAACUUUUAUUUAACUGUGUAUGUUCGGCUAGGUCCGUUAGGUUACCUAUGUUGGUGUCGUGUUGCUGAAAGAUGGGCCAAUUGAUUGUUCAGAUGAUGGGCAGAAUUUGUUUGAUCUAAUCAGCCGCCGCUAUUCCUUCAGUAACACAUUUCGGCACUGCAGUUGUGGUGAUUUUCAAUCCAGCUGAUAUCACAAUUCGCUUAUAGUUUUUAAAUGUUGAAAUGUAGAAGAUUGAUUGGAACCAGUUGGUAAUGAUUCUCCUUGAACGAUCAUAUUGGCAUUUUGAAGUUUCUUUGUUCUGCCAAGUAUCGGUGUUGUAUGUUUCAGUCGUGUUAGACAUUAAAAAAUUAAUAGCUAGAUGUUUCAAUGAUCUAAUUGUGCAUCUAUAAAUGAACACCGUGCGUUGGGGCAAGGAAAACUAUUCAUUUCAUAUUCGUCAUAAAUACCGGUGAAACUCGAUUUAAUCAUAUUAAGUAUGCCGAUGUACAUUGAGCUUUAAUGUGCUUUUUAUAGACCUAGUUUAUAUUAAGUCCGUUAUGGAAGUUUCAGUCUUUUAUCGACUAUCUCGACUGACAAAUCUCAGCAGAACUUUCAGGUAAGCCAGUUGGAUUUAGACGUAAAAACGAUAUAAACAUAAUAUACUGAAAUAUAAUGAUGUAAACUGUAGUAGUUGCGCAUAAAAAUGUAAAAAUAUUGGUCCAGGGAUUUUUGGCGUUAGGGUCAAGUUACUAUUACGUGCGAUUGUUGUUCUCUAAUCGAAUAUAUUCCGAUUUCCUUUUCCUACCGAGGAGUACCCUCCGAGAGCGCUCUUUUUAGGGGUUGCUGGCCCCUUGUUAUACUGUAGGGUUAUUAUAAUACGGAAUUAUUAUGUAAUAUUGCUUGUACAUGAAGACAAAUAUAUCUUUAUGCACUGUA
Messenger RNA from Dendroctonus ponderosae (mountain pine beetle), 10050 nucleotides. Its product is annotated as ankyrin repeat and KH domain-containing protein 1. Gene Ontology annotation, molecular function: RNA binding; protein binding. The transcript is spliced from 30 exons. The coding region runs from base 128 to 8866 and encodes 2912 amino acids. Gene Ontology annotation, biological process: innate immune response. The record is from RefSeq and is a predicted model, not a curated record. Lineage: Eukaryota; Metazoa; Arthropoda; Insecta; Coleoptera; Curculionidae. Gene Ontology annotation, cellular component: cytoplasm.